GUGACAUCCACACCGCUAACAAGCACCCCUGCCUCAUCAUGGUCUACUAGUUCUUUGCCCUCAAUGGUAACUUUGGGACCAACAGCAAGUUCUGCCAGGGAAAGUGAGUCAACCUCUGUAUAUUCAUCCACAGACUCUUCACCUACAGCAACAUCAAUACCACAAGCAAGCACCCCUACCUCAUCAUUGUCCACUACUUCUUUGCCUUCAAUGGUGACAGCUAAAAAAGGAGAAACCAGCUCUAACUCUGUGUCAGAGACAACAAUACGUUCUGUUGUUGAAAGCGAGUUAACCUCUGUCUCUUCAUACACAGAAUUUCUAGCAACAUCCACACCACUACCAAGCACCACUUACUCAUCAUCUUUUUCUAAUACUUUGCCUUCAAUGGUAACUGCUGAAGCAGGAGAAACCAGCUCUAAAGCAGUAUCUGGGCCAACAGCACGUUCCGCCAUGGAAAGUGAGUCAAACUCUUUCUCUUCAUACAUAGACACUUUGCCUACAGCAACAUACAUAACAAAAGGAAGCACUUUUACCUCACCAUUGUCUGCUAGUUCUUUGCCUUCAAUAGUGACAUCUGAAAAAGUAGAAACCAGCUCUAACUCUGUAUCGGAGAUGACAACAAAUUCUGUUGCUGAAAGAGUGUUAACCUCUGUCUCUUCAUACACAGAAUCUUCCAUGCCACUAGGAAGCACCCCUGGCUCUUCAUCAUCUACUAGUUCUUUGCCCUCAAUGGUAACAGGAGAAACCAGCUUUAGAAGUGUAUCAGGGCUGACAGCAGGUUCCGCCAUGGAAAGUGCAUCAACCUCUGUCACUUCAUCCAUGGACUCUUCAACUACAUUGACAUCUAUAACAGUAACAGGCACACCUGCAUCAUCAUCAUCCUCUAGUUCCUUGCCAUCAAUGAUGGCAUCUGAAAAAAUAGAAACUAGCUCUAACUCCGUAUCGAAGUCGACAACAAGUUCUGUUGCUGAAAACGAGUUAACCUCUGUCUCUUUAUAUACAGAAUCUUCAGCGACAUCCACACCGGUAACAAGCACCCCUGGCUCAGCAUUAUCUACUAGUUAUUUGCCCUCAAUGGUAACUUCUGAAAUAGGAGAAAUCAGCUCUAGAACAAUAUCUGGAAUGACAGCAACUUCCACCGUGGAAAAUGAGUCAACCUCUUUCUCUUCAUCCAAAGACUCUUCAUCUACAGCAAUGUCCAUACAACUAACAAGGAACCCUGCCUCAUUAUCAUCCUCUAGUUUAUUGCCAUCAAAGUUGACAUCUGAAAAAGGGGAAAUCAGCUCUAACUCCAUAUUAAAGCUGACAACAAGUUCUGUUGCUGAAAGUGAGUUAACCUCUGUCUCUUCAUACACAGAAUCUUCAGCAACAUCCGCACCACUAACAGGCAACACUGUCUCAUCAUCUUCCACUAGUUCUUUUCCCUCAGUGGCAACUUCUGAAAUAGAAAAAGCCAGCUCUAGAAUGGUAUCAGGGCCAUCAGCAAGAUCCACCACGGAAAGUGAGUCAACCUCUCUCUUGUCAUCCAUAGUCUCUUCACCUAUAGAAAUAUCCAUACCAGAAGCAAGCACCUCUGCCUCCUUAUCAUCCACUAGUUCUUUGCCAUCAAUGGUGACAUCAGAUAAAGGAGAAACCAGCUCUAACUCUGAAUCUGAGCCAAAAACAAGUUCUGUUGCUGAAAGCGAGUUAAGCUCUGAGUCUUCAUUCACAGAAUCGGCAGCAAAAUCCAAACCACUAACAAGUACCCCUGGCUCAUCAUCAUCUACUAGUUCUUUGCCAUCAACGGUAACUUUUGAAACAGGAGAAACCAGUUCUCAAACAGUUUCUGGGCUGACAGCGAGUUUGGCCAUGGAAAGUGAGUCAACAUCUGUGUCUUCAUCCAAAGACUCUUCACCUACAGAAACAUCCAUACCACUAACAAGCACCUCUGCUAUAUCAUCAUCCACUAGUUCUUUGCCUUUAAUGGUGACAUCUGAAAAAACUGAAACCAGCUCAAACUUUGUAUCAGAGCCAACAACAAGUUCUGUUGCUAAAAGUGAGUUAACUUCUGUCUCUUCAUACACCGAAUCUUCAGCGACAUCAACACUACUAACAAGCACCACUGACUCAUUAUCGUAUACUAGUUCUUUGCCCUCAAUCGAAACUUCUGAAACAGUAGAAACCAGCUCUAGAACAGUAUCUGGGCCGACAGCAAGUUCCACCAUGGAAAGUUACUUUGCCCUCUGUGACACAGAAUCAGCAGUGGCAUCCAUGCCACUGGUAAGAACCCAUGGUUCAUCAUCAUCUACUAGUUCUUUGUCAUCAAUGAUAACUUCUGAAGCAGGAGAAACCAGCUUUAAAACAGUACCUGCAAGUUCUGCCAUGGAAAGUGAGUCAACGUCUGUCUCUUCAACCACAGAAUCUUCCCCUACAACAACAUCCAUACCAGUAAUAAGCACCCCUGCUUCGUCAUCAUCCACAAGAUCUUUGCCUUCAAUGGUGACAUCAGAAAAAGGAGAAUCCAGUACUAACGCUGUAUCGGAGCAGACAACAAAUUCUGUUGCUCAAAGCGAGUUAACCUCUGUCUCUUCAGACACAGAAUCAUCAGCGACAUACACACCACUAACAAGCAAUCCGGACUUAUCAUCUUCUACUUUUUCUUUGCCUUCAGUGGUAACUUCACAGACAGGAGAAACCAGCUCUACAACGGUAUCAGGGACAACAGCAAGUUCUGCUAGGGAAAGUGAGUUAACCUCUGUCUCUUCAUCCACAGGCUCUUCACUUAUAGCAACAACCAUACCACAAGCAAGUACUCCUACGUCAUCAUUGUCCACUAGUUCUUUACCUUCAAUGGUGACAUCUGAAAAAGGAGAAAACAGCUCUAACUCGGUUUCGGAGCCUACAACAAGUCCUUUUGCUAAAAACACAGAAUCAGCAGCGGCAUCCACGCCACUGGUAAGAACCCAUGGUUCAUCAUCAUCUACUAGUUCUUUGUCGUCAAUGAUAACUUCUAAAGCAGGAGAAACCAGCUUUAAAACAGUACCUGCAAGUUCUGCCAUGGAAAGUGAGUCAACGUCUGUCUCUUCAACCACAGAAUCUUCCCCUACAGCAACAUCCAUACCAGUAAUAAGCACCCCUGCUUCGUCAUCAUCCAGAAGAUCUUUGCCUUCAAUGUUGACAUCAGAAAAAGGAGAAUCCAGUACUAACGCUGUAUCGGAGCAGACAACAAAUUCUGAUGCUCAAAGCGAGUUAACCUCUGUCUCUUCAGACACAGAAUCAUCAGUGACAUACACACCACUAACAAGCAAUUCGGACUUAUCAUCUUCUACUUUUUCUUUGCCUUCAGUGGUAACUUCACAGACAGGAGAAACCAGCUCUACAACGGUAUCAGGGACAACAGCAAGUUCUGCUAGGGAAAGUGAGUUAACCUCUGUCUCUUCAUCCACAGACUCUUCACUUAUAGCAACAACCAUACCACAAGCAAGUACUCCUACCUCAUCAUUGUCCACUAGUUCUUUACCUUCAAUGGUGACAUCAGAAAAAGGCGAAUCCAGUACUAACUCUGUAUCGGAGCAGACAACAAAUUCUGUUGCUCAAAGCGAGUUAACCUCUGUCUCUUCAGACACAGAAUCUUCAGUGACAUACACACCAUUAACAAGCAAUCCGGACUUAUCAUCUUCUACUUUUUCUUUGCCUUCAGUGGUAACUUCACAGACAGGAGAUACCAGCUCUACAACGGUAUCAGGGACAACAGCAAGUUCUGCUAGGGAAAGUGAGUUAACCUCUGUCUCUUCAUCCACAGACUCUUCACUUACAGCAACAACCAUACCACAAGCAAGUACUCCUACCUCAUCAUUGUCCGCUAGUUCUUUACCUUCAUUGUUGACAUCUGAAAAAGGAGAAACCAGCUCUAACUCGGUUUCGGCGCCUACAACAAGUCCUUUUGCUAAAAGUGAGUUAAACUCUGUGUCCUCAUACACAGAAUCUUCAGUGACAUCCACACCACUAACAAGCACCCCUGGCUCAUUAUCUGCUAGUUCUUUGCUUUCAAUGGUAACUUCUGAAAUAGGAGAAACCAGCUCUAGAACAGUAUCUGGGCUGACUGCUAGUUCCACCAUGGAAAGUGAGUCAACUUCUGUCUCUUCAUCCACAGACUAUUCACCUACAGCAACAUCCAUACCACUAACAAGCACCCUUGCCACAUCAUCAUCCACUAGUUCUUUGCCUUCAAUGGUGACAUCUGAAAAAACAAAAACCAGCUCUAACUCUGUAUCAGAGCUGACAACAAGUUCUGUUGCUGAUAGUGAGUUAACCUCUGUAUCUUCAUAUACAGAAUCUUCAGCGAUCAUACUACUAACAAGCACCCCUGGCUCAUCACAGUCUUCUAGUUCUUUGCCCUCAAUGAUAACUUCUAAAACAGGAGAAACCAGUUCUCAAACCUUAUCUGGGCUGACAGAAAGUUCCACCAUAGAAAGUGAGUCAAUAUCUAUGUCUUCAUUCAAAGAUUCUUCACCUGCAGAAACAUCCAUACCACUAACAAGCACCACUACUUCGUCAGCAUCAACUAGUUCUUUGCCUUCAAUGGUGACAUCUGAAAAAGGAGAAACCAGCUCUAACUCCGUAUCAGAGCCGACAAAAAGCUCUGUUGCUGAAAGUCAGUUAACUUCUGUCUCUUCAUACACAGAUUCUUCAGCGAUAUCAACAAAACUAACAAGCACCCCUGACUCAUCAUCUACUAGUUCUUUGCCCUCAAUGGUAACUUUCUUUGCCCUCAGUGAAUCUUCCCCUACAACGAAAUCCAUACCAGUAAUAAGCACCCCUGCUUCGUCAUCAUCCACAAUAUCUUUGCCUUCAAUGGUGACAUCAGAAAAAGGGGAAUCCAGUACUAACUCUGUAUCGGAGCAGACAACAAAUUCUGUUGCUCAAAGCGAGUUAACCUCUGUCUCUUCAGACACAGAAUCUUCAGCGACAUACACACCAUUAACAAGCAAUCCGGACUUAUCAUCUACUACUUUUUCUUUGCCUUCAGUGGUAACUUCACAGACAGGAGAUACCAGCUCUACAACGGUAUCAGGGACAACAGCAAGUUCUGCUAGGGAAAGUGAGUUAACCUCUGUCUCUUCAUCCACAGACUCUUCACUUAUAGCAACAACCAUACCACAAGCAAGUACUCCUACGUCAUCAUUGUCCACUAGUUCUUUACCUUCAAUGGUGACAUCUGAAAAAGGAGAAACCAGCUCUAACUCGGUUUCGGAGCCUACAACAAGUCCUUUUGCUAAAACUUCAUCCACAGACUAUUCACCUACAGCAACAUCCAUACCACUAACAAGCACCCUUGCCACAUCACUGACAACAAGUUCUGUUGCUGAUAAUUAUUCACCUACAGCAACGUCCAUACCACUAACAAGCACCCCUGCUUCGUCAGCAUCAACUAGUUCUUUGCCUUCAAUGGUGACAUCUGAAAAAGGAGAAACCAGCUCUAACUCCGUAUCAGAGCCGACAAAAAGCUCUGUUGCUGAAAGUCAGUUAACCUCUGUCUCUUCAUACACAGAUUCUUCAGCGAUAUCAACAAAACUAACAAGCACCCCUGACUCAUCAUCUACUAGUUCUUUGCCCUCAAUGGUAACUUCUGAAACAGGAGAAACCAGCUCUAGAACAGUAUUUGGACUGACUGCUAGUUCCACCAUGGAAAGUGAACCAACAUCUGUCUCUUCAUCCACACAUUAUUCACCUACAGCAACGUCCAUACCACUAACAAGCACCCUUGACACAUCAUCAUCCACUAGUUCUUUGCCUUCAAUGGUGACAUCUGAAAAAACAGAAACCAGAUCUAACUCCGCAUCGGAGAUAACAACAAGUUUUGUUUCUGAAAGCGAGUUAACCUCUGUCCCUUCAUACACAGAAUCUUCAGCGAUAUCCACACCAUUAAUAAUUACCACUGACUCAUCAUCUUAUUCUAGUUCUUUGCCCUCAGUGGUAACUUCUGAAACAGUAGAAACAAGCUCUAGAACAGUAUCAGGGCAUACAACAAAUUCCGCCAGGGAAAGUGAGACAACCUCUGUCUCUUCAUCCAUAGACAAUCCACCUACAGAAACAUCCAUACCACAAGCAAGCACCACUACAUCAUCAUUGUCCACUAACACAGAAUCAGCAGCGGCAUCCACGCCACUGGUAAGAACCCAUGGUUCAUCAUCAUCUACUAGUUCUUUGUCGUCAAUGAUAACUUCUGAAGCAGGAGAAACCAGCUUUAAAACAGUACCUGCAAGUUCUGCCAUGGAAAGUGAGUCAACGUCUGUCUCUUCAACCACAGAAUCUUCCCCUACAGCAACAUCCAUACCAGUAAUAAGCACCCCUGCUUCGUCAUCAUCCACAAGAUCUUUGCCUUCAAUGUUGACAUCAGAAAAAGGAGAAUCCAGUACUAACGCUGUAUCGGAGCAGACAACAAAUUCUGUUGCUCAAAGCGAGUUAACCUCUGUCUCUUCAGACACAGAAUCAUCAGUGACAUACACACCACUAACAAGCAAUUCGGACUUAUCAUCUUCUACUUUUUCUUUGCCUUCAGUGGUAACUUCACAGACAGGAGAAACCAGCUCUACAACGGUAUCAGGGACAACAGCAAGUUCUGCUAGGGAAAGUGAGUUAACCUCUGUCUCUUCAUCCACAGACUCUUCACUUAUAGCAACAACCAUACCACAAGCAAGUACUCCUACCUCAUCAUUGUCCACUAGUUCUUUAUCUUCAAUGGUGACAUCUGAAAAAGGAGAAACCAGCUCUAACUCGGUUUCGGAGCCUACAACAAGUCCUUUUGCUAAAAUCUCUUCAUCCACAGACUAUUCACCUACAGCAACAUCCAUACCACUAACAAGCACCCUUGCCCUGACAACAAGUUCUGUUGCUGAUAAUUAUUCACCCACAGCAACGUCCAUACCACUAACAAGCACCCUUGACACAUCAUCAUCCACUAGUUCUUUGCCUUCAAUGGUGACAUCUGAAAAAACAGAAACCAGAUCUAACUCCGCAUCGGAGAUAACAACAAGUUUUGUUUCUGAAGGCAAGUUAACCUCUGUCCCUUCAUACACAGAAUCUUCAGCGACAUCCACACCAUUAAUAAUUACAACUGACUCAUCAUCUUAUUCUAGUUCUUUGCCCUCAGUGGUAACUUCUGAAACAGUAGAAACAAGCUCUAGAACAGUAUCAGGGCAUCCAACAAAUUCCGCCAGGGAAAGUGAGACAACCUCUGUCUCUUCAUCCAUAGACAAUUCACCUACAGAAACAUCCAUACCACAAGCAAGCACCACUACCUCAUCAUUGUCCACUAGUUCUUUGCCUUCAAUGAUGACAUCUGAAAAAAUAGAAAUCAGCUCUAACUCUGUAUCAGAGCUGACAACAAGUUCUGUUGCUGAAAGUGAGUUAACCCAUGUCUUUACAGACACAGAAUCAGCAGCGGCAUCCACGCCACUGAUAAGAACCCAUGGUUCAUCAUCAUCUACUAGUUCUUUGUCGUCAAUGAUAACUUCUGAAACAGGAGAAACCAGCUUUAAAACAGUACCUGCAAGUUAUGCCAUGGAAAGUGAGUCAACAUCUGUCUCUUCAUCCACAGAAUCUUCCCCUACAACGAAAUCCAUACCAGUAAUAAGCACCCCUGCUUCGUCAUCAUCCACAAUAUCUUUGCCUUCAAUGGUGACAUCAGAAAAAGGGGAAUCCAGUACUAACUCUGUAUCGGAGCAGACAACAAAUUCUGUUGCUCAAAUCGAGUUAACCUCUGUCUCUUCAGACACAGAAUCUUCAGCGACAUACACACCAUUAACAAGCAAUCCGGACUUAUCAUCUACUACUUUUUCUUUGCCUUCAGUGGUAACUUCACAGACAGGAGAUACCAGCUCUACAACGGUAUCAGGGACAACAGCAAGUUCUGCUAGGGAAAGUGAGUUAACCUCUGUCUCUUCAUCCACAGACUCUUCACUUAUAGCAACAACCAUACCACAAGCAAGUACUCCUACGUCAUCAUUGUCCACUAGUUCUUUACCUUCAAUGGUGACAUCUGAAAAAGGAGAAACCAGCUCUAACUCGGUUUCGGAGCCUACAACAAGUCCUUUUGCUAAAAAUUAUUCACCUACAGCAACGUCCAUACCACUAACAAGCACCCCUGCUUCUUCAGCAUCAACUAGUUCUUUGCCUUCAAUGGUGACAUCUGAAAAAGGAGAAACCAGCUCUAACUCCGUAUCAGAGCCGACAAAAAGCUCUGUUGCUGAAAGUCAGUUAACCUCUGUCUCUUCAUACACAGAUUCUUCAGCGAUAUCAACAAAACUAACAAGCACCCCUGACUCAUCAUCUACUAGUUCUUUGCCCUCAAUGGUAACUUCUGAAACAGGAGAAACCAGCUCUAGAACAGUAUUUGGACUGACUGCUAGUUCCACCAUGGAAAGUGAACCAACAUCUGUCUCUUCAUCCACACAUUAUUCACCUACAGCAACGUCCAUACCACUAACAAGCACCCUUGACACAUCAUCAUCCACUAGUUCUUUGCCUUCAAUGGUGACAUCUGAAAAAACAGAAACCAGAUCUAACUCCGCAUCGGAGAUAACAACAAGUUUUGUUUCUGAAAGCGAGUUAACCUCUGUCCCUUCAUACACAGAAUCUUCAGCGAUAUCCACACCAUUAAUAAUUACCACUGACUCAUCAUCUUAUUCUAGUUCUUUGCCCUCAGUGGUAACUUCUGAAACAGUAGAAACAAGCUCUAGAACAGUAUCAGGGCAUACAACAAAUUCCGCCAGGGAAAGUGAGACAACCUCUGUCUCUUCAUCCAUAGACAAUCCACCUACAGAAACAUCCAUACCACAAGCAAGCACCACUACCUCAUCAUUGUCCACUAGUUCUUUGCCUUCAAUGAUGACAUCUGAAAAAAUAGAAAUCAGCUCUAACUCUGUAUCAGAGCUGACAACAAGUUCUGUUGCUGAAAGUGAGUUAACCCAUGCCUUUACAGACACAGAAUCAGCAGCGGCAUCCACGCCACUGGUAAGAACCCAUGGUUCAUCAUCAUCUACUAGUUCUUUGUCGUCAAUGAUAACUUCUGAAGCAGGAGAAACCAGCUUUAAAACAGUACCUGCAAGUUCUGCCAUGGAAAGUGAGUCAACGUCUGUCUCUUCAACCACAGAAUCUUCCCCUACAGCAACAUCCAUACCAGUAAUAAGCACCCCUGCUUCGUCAUCAUCCACAAGAUCUUUGCCUUCAAUGUUGACAUCAGAAAAAGGAGAAUCCAGUACUAACGCUGUAUCGGAGCAGACAACAAAUUCUGUUGCUCAAAGCGAGUUAACCUCUGUCUCUUCAGACACAGAAUCAUCAGUGACAUACACACCACUAACAAGCAAUUCGGACUUAUCAUCUUCUACUUUUUCUUUGCCUUCAGUGGUAACUUCACAGACAGGAGAAACCAGCUCUACAACGGUAUCAGGGACAACAGCAAGUUCUGCUAGGGAAAGUGAGUUAACCUCUGUCUCUUCAUCCACAGACUCUUCACUUAUAGCAACAACCAUACCACAAGCAAGUACUCCUACCUCAUCAUUGUCCACUAGUUCUUUAUCUUCAAUGGUGACAUCUGAAAAAGGAGAAACCAGCUCUAACUCGGUUUCGGAGCCUACAACAAGUCCUUUUGCUAAAAGUGAGUUAAACUCUGUGUCCUCAUACACAGAAUCUUCAGUGACAUCCACACCACUAACAAGCACCCCUGGCUCAUUAUCUGCUAGUUCUUUGCUUUCAAUGGUAACUUCUGAAAUAGGAGAAACCAGCUCUAGAACAGUAUCUGGGCUGACAGCUAGUUCCACCAUGGAAACAACAUCCAUACCACUAACAAGCACCCUUGCCACAUCAUCACUGACAACAAGUUCUGUUGCUGAUAAUUAUUCACCCACAGCAACGUCCAUACCACUAACAAGCACCCUUGACACAUCAUCAUCCACUAGUUCUUUGCCUUCAAUGGUGACAUCUGAAAAAACAGAAACCAGAUCUAACUCCGCAUCGGAGAUAACAACAAGUUUUGUUUCUGAAGGCAAGUUAACCUCUGUCCCUUCAUACACAGAAUCUUCAGCGACAUCCACACCAUUAAUAAUUACAACUGACUCAUCAUCUUAUUCUAGUUCUUUGCCCUCAGUGGUAACUUCUGAAACAGUAGAAACAAGCUCUAGAACAGUAUCAGGGCAUACAACAAAUUCCGCCAGGGAAAGUGAGACAACCUCUGUCUCUUCAUCCAUAGACAAUUCACCUACAGAAACAUCCAUACCACAAGCAAGCACCACUACCUCAUCAUUGUCCACUAGUUCUUUGCCUUCAAUGAUGACAUCUGAAAAAAUAGAAAUCAGCUCUAACUCUGUAUCAGAGCUGACAACAAGUUCUGUUGCUGAAAGUGAGUUAACCCAUGCCUUUACAGAAACAGAAUCAGCAGCGGCAUCCACACCACUGGUAAGAACCCAUGGUUCAUCAUCAUCUACUAGUUCUUUGUCGUCAAUGAUAACUUCUGAAACAGGAGAAACCAGCUUUAAAACAGUACCUGCAAGUUCUGCCAUGGAAAGUGAGUCAACAUCUGUCUCUUCAUCCACAGAAUCUUCCCCUACAACGAAAUCCAUACCAGUAAUAAGCACCCCUGCUUCGUCAUCAUCCACAAUAUCUUUGCCUUCAAUGGUGACAUCAGAAAAAGGGGAAUCCAGUACUAACUCUGUAUCGGAGCAGACAACAAAUUCUGUUGCUCAAAGCGAGUUAACCUCUGUCUCUUCAGACACAGAAUCUUCAGCGACAUACACACCAUUAACAAGCAAUCCGGACUUAUCAUCUACUACUUUUUCUUUGCCUUCAGUGGUAACUUCACAGACAGGAGAUACCAGCUAUACAACGGUAUCAGGGACAACAGCAAGUUCUGCUAGGGAAAGUGAGUUAACCUCUGUCUCUUCAUCCACAGACUCUUCACUUAUAGCAACAACCAUACCACAAGCAAGUACUCCUACCUCAUCAUUGUCCACUAGUUCUUUACCUUCAAUGGUGACAUCUGAAAAAGGAGAAACCAGCUCUAUCUCGGUUUCGGAGCCUACAACAAGUCCUUUUGCUAAAAGUGAGUUAAACUCUGUGUCCUCAUACACAGAAUCUUCAGUGACAUCCACACCACUAACAAGCACCCCUGGCUCAUUAUCUGCUAGUUCUUUGCUUUCAAUGGUAACUUCUGAAAUAGGAGAAACCAGCUCUAGAACAGUAUCUGGGCUGACAGCUAGUUCCACCAUGGAAAGUGAGUCAACCUCUGUCUCUUCAUCCACAGACUAUUCACCUACAAAUCUUCAGCGACCAUACCACUAA
Xenopus laevis (African clawed frog) is the source of this 11316-nucleotide messenger RNA. Its product is annotated as serine-rich adhesin for platelets-like. The coding region runs from base 64 to 11316 and encodes 3750 amino acids. The transcript is spliced from 18 exons. NCBI's taxonomy places the organism in Eukaryota, Metazoa, Chordata, Amphibia, Anura, Pipidae. The record is from RefSeq and is a predicted model, not a curated record.